Molecule: messenger RNA, 950 nt
Organism: Punctularia strigosozonata HHB-11173 SS5
Lineage: Eukaryota; Fungi; Basidiomycota; Agaricomycetes; Corticiales; Punctulariaceae
Exons: 3
Coding region: 68-724 (218 amino acids)
Source: RefSeq, a predicted model, not a curated record
UUUGUCUCAGCAUACUCGACCUCAUCCCGAAAAGCUCGGCCGGGAUACGUGCCGUCGACAUUAUACCAUGCAUUUCUCUUGGUCACUCCCUCUCGUUGUUCUUGCUGUUCUCCCGGGCGCGUUAGCCCAGUCGAGUUCUCAUUCUGGGUCUACACUUACCACCGCACCCACCGGAACCAGUGCAAGUAGCAGCAGCGCGAGCAGCAAUGUGAGCGUCUCUGCUAGUACUACAAGUACAGCACAGUUCCCUUCUUUGAGCGAUGUAUCCACCUGUGUAUCCAAUUGCCUCGCCGUUGCCGCGUCCAAUGCGACCUGCACAAGCGUAGUCGACGUGAAUUGCUACUGUACAAGCAAGAAAUUCACGAAAGCCAUGUUCAACUGCGUCGCUGGCCAGUGCGCGGCCGACCUUCAAGUUGCAGAGACACUGGCGCAGGAGUUCUGUGACCAGGCAAACUCUUCCGUCUCCCUCAGCUUUCCCUUCACCUCGUUCUCUGCGACCUCAUCGGUCUCACUCGCUACCACGACCGUCACAAGCGUUUCGGUAUCGAUCUCGAUGACAACUUUCCCUGCGUCCACGGUCACAGUCCCUUCAGGCAGCGGGUCGGCAUCCGCCACUAGCUCCGCCAGCUCGGCCUCGAGGUUAGAAGUUGCUGUGGGAUGGCGUCAAGUUGCGGGAGUGGGUUCGGCUUUAGUGGCCGUUGCAGCGGGUUUCCUUGCCUUCUGAGAUGUGUGCGUGGAAACUCGUUUGUAUCAUAUUUGUAGCAUGGGGGUUAGCGGACGAUCUAUAUGCGGUACGGCGCUUCCGCCGUAGGCAGAUGCCUAUUUCCUGCUUUUCAUGGCCUCUUUGUAUUCCAGUCUUAGACGCGCCCAUGUGGCCUAAUAUCGCUCAGUCGCUAGCUAUCUGUUGAGUUUUGCGUGUACACACCCCGAUUCGAGACGCGGGGAUAAGA